AUGGGCUACAGUGAUCCCCUUACUGAAUACCAGCUCGUCUGCAUGGAGAGGUUUGUAAAGGAUAUUACCUGGUUCUAUGUUGCGCACUCUGCUUACACAAGUCUCUUAGAAACUACCCUGGAAACAUGUGAUAUCACAUUUCCUAUCACAUCGUUUAACACCACUCCGAUUGAUUUUAAGGUCAUUCUCUCGUCGCUAUCUGAGCUUCAGUCUGAACAGGGAAAAGCGCGCGUAGAAAGGCUGUUCUUGAUGGAAGGGGGAGAGCAUGUUGCUGUAGUAUUGCUUUUGGACGGCGAGGAUUCGAUCUUGAGCUUUUCGAAUCUCCAAGCUGAGUAUGUGAUUCAGGCUUGUGUUAUCACUGAUACCCAUACUGACAAGUCGUACCCCCCAAGAUGGCUAUGUUGGGGUUAUGCUAUGCCAAUGAUCCCUAUCACUACCAUCAAAGCAGUACCUGACUGUCUUGAGUCACUCCAACGAGACUGCGACUACAAGCAGGCCCCGCUGAAUACCGACAUAGGCAUGGUUAAUCGAGACCUGGUGCGUUGGUGUGUUAGCGGGAAGCCGCUGUUGAAAGACCAAAUUAAUAUCCUAACUGGUAUCACGUCCGGGUUCCAAGACCUUGCCGACCUCUCUAUUCUCCCAAGCGGACAGGCUGCCAUUCGCGAAUACUUGGGCGACGAUGAUGGUGGCCGGCUUGUAUCAUUUCUUAUCAAGGGCUCUUCUGAUAUCCAAGGUCAAAGCUGA
Fusarium coffeatum is the source of this 744-nucleotide messenger RNA. RefSeq lists its product as uncharacterized. The record is from RefSeq and is a predicted model, not a curated record. The transcript has a single exon. NCBI's taxonomy places the organism in Eukaryota, Fungi, Ascomycota, Sordariomycetes, Hypocreales, Nectriaceae. Bases 1 to 744 code for a protein of 247 amino acids.